This is a messenger RNA of Cryptotermes secundus, 3063 nucleotides long. RefSeq lists its product as uncharacterized. Bases 58 to 2760 code for a protein of 900 amino acids. NCBI's taxonomy places the organism in Eukaryota, Metazoa, Arthropoda, Insecta, Blattodea, Kalotermitidae. Gene Ontology annotation, molecular function: chromatin DNA binding. The record is from RefSeq and is a predicted model, not a curated record. Gene Ontology annotation, biological process: nuclear envelope organization; negative regulation of BMP signaling pathway. The transcript is spliced from 11 exons. Gene Ontology annotation, cellular component: nuclear inner membrane.
UGUAGUGUUGUGUUGUUUCAAGAACGACGCGUGAAGAAUUGUGAUGAAAUUUUGAAAAUGGCGUCAGUAGAAAAUUUAUCGAGUAGUGAGUUAAGGCGUAAACUUGCAGAAUAUGGAUAUGCAGCAGGACCAAUUACGGAAACGUCACGAAAAGUAUUAUUAAAAAAGUUGAAACUUCUUAUGGUGCAAGCGGGACGGUCAAGUGACGUAACGACCACUGGUAAAUGGCGUCGAAGUUCAUCGCGUUUCAGUUCUGGCGAAGAAGACAAUGAGAAUGAUGAUUUGAAAAUGCGAUUAAACAGCUCCAUGCCUCCCCAGAGUUCUAAUUUCAGAACCCCAGUACGAAACUUGUCAGUUGAAAGUUUGUCGGAUAGUGAGUUAAGGUGUAAACUUGAAGAAUAUGGAUUUCCAGCAGGGCCAGUUACAGAGACAUCGCGAAACGUUUUAAAGAAAAAGUUGAAACUACUCAUGGCACAGUCGGGAGGGUCAAGUGACGUAACGGUUGCUAGUAAGUGGCGCAGAAGUUCAUCACGUUUCAGCUCUGGUGAUGAAGACAGUGAAAACGAUGAUUUGAAAAUGCGGUUAAACAGCAGCAUGCCUCCCCCAAGUUCUAAUUUCAGAACACCAAGAAGAAAAUCGACGGGGAGGCUGAGUGAAUAUUCAGUUACGCCCGGUCGAUUGGGUAUUCGCAAAGAAAUGAAUUCCCGAAAUGAUGUAUUCAGUGUGCCGAAAACGUUAAUUCCUGAGAGUGAUCCGAGUAAAAAGAGGCAUUCACAUCUUUCUAGCCCAGGCUUAAACCCAGGUUCAUUAAGCAAUUCUAGUGUCCGCCGUCUUUCAUCUCGUCCUACGGUCUCGUCUGUAGUUAACGAUGGUUUCGAGACCGGUUCAGAUUCUGAUAUUGACAGCAAGACAUUGGAAAGCAAUGCCAGUCUGGUACUGCCUACAUCUAGUUCUUCAGCAAGUGCACCUUGUUCUUCCUUUCUUUCCCGCCUGUCUUCUGUUAGACCUAAGCACAAAAGCGAUUACAGUGGUGGUGAUAGUAGUAGUGCUAAUACUUUGCUUCGGUUUCGAAAGUCAUUUCAGUCAGCAGGCAGUACUACCAACAUUGCUGAUAGUUUGACAGCAAACAGAUCAGCACAUUCACCAUUCCAGUCCAACUUUGUUAAGAGGCUGUCUGGUACCUUUGGAACUCGAGGAUCUACACCAUCGAGCAUCUUUGAUGUGAAGGAGAACGAUGAUGUGUCAAACUCACCUGAUGGCCUUUUCAACCCCUCCAGGCGGUUGGGCUUCUCGCCUCAGUCAGAUCUGGCUCAGGAGUUCAAAACCACAGAUGAUGAGGUGAAGUUUGGAUGCAACUCUCAGUUUGUAUCCAUGAUUCUUCUGGCCGUGGCGGCACUGUUUUUUACUGUACUGGCCAUCAUGUAUGUCAGCAUGCGAUCGAGGGAUGCUCUCAACUUUGGCUUAGAGGACAAGGCAAAUACCUUCCCAAUCUGUCCACAAGAGGUGGCUGGGGCCAAGUCUGUUACAUCUGAGGAACUCUGUGUGGAUCAUCAAGAACUGAUGCCUGCUGUGAAGAUGGCCAAGCUUCUGCAUCCUGUGUUGAAUCAACGGGCUAUCAGCCAGCAGUGUUAUGGUGGACAUGCUGCUAUGAUGACACACAGUGAUGUCAUUAAGUGGCUGAUGAAGAAGGAUACAACAAGUGGCGGACUUUUGGAGCAUCACUUACGGUCUCUCAAAAUACUGUUAAUCUCAAACCCCCACUGGGGCAUACAAGUGGUUGAGUCUCCAAUGGCAGAUACUACUGGAAGUACAAGUAGCCACUAUAUAGUGGACACAGGUGGCUUGAUUGUGACUGAUCCAGAUUUGCCAGUUCUUUGCUACUUGAAGACCAAAGUGCAAGGAAUUUUGAUCACUUUCAUGUAUAGUAUUCUUGGAAUUUGUGUGCUCUAUGGCAUCAAACUGGCAACACAGUGGUACAUGAGGCGCAGGAAGCAGGACAAAUUAGAAGUGUAUAAGAUGGUAGAACGCAUCAUUGAGCUUCUGGUGAAUCACCAGCGGAAUGCCUCACCUGGGAAGCAGCCAUUCCUGGCAGUCAAUCAUGUUAGAGACCAGUUGAUACCUCCACCAGACCGCAGUCGUUUGGCAAAGGUGUGGAACCAGGCAGUGCAGUGGAUAAAGAAUUCAGAGUCGCGUGUCCGCUGUGAGAUGCAGUCUAUUGCAGGAGAGGAGUUUCCGGUGUGGCGCUGGCUUCCCCAUGCUUCAACAUCAUACAUCUCUAGCAGUGCUAUAUCAUCAGAGCAGUCAACACCUCGUCGCAACAACAAGGUGUGGCAGGGGCAGGCAUUUGAUACAAUGAGUGGAAGUCCUAACUCUCCACCAUGUUCUCCAACCCCUUGCCUCAAAAUAAGGCACAUGUUUGAUCCAGAUAUGGAAUUUGGAGAUGAAUGGCCAGUCCGGGUGCAGGAUGCUAUACUGGAGAAAUGUGCAGAAGAAGGUGUUGUGGCACUGCACAUUUCUGUGGACAGUGCCUCUAGAGAAGGAUGUGUAUAUCUCAAGUGUGCCUCCCAAGAAGAUGCUGGCCAUGCUUAUCGAGCGCUUCAUGGCUGGUGGUUUGAUAGCAAUCUGGUAACUGUGAAAUAUCUGCGCCUGGAACGGUACCAUGAACGUUUUCCAGAAGCUGAAGGUGCCGUUGUACCCAUACACCCAUCCAAUAAUCAGAAACUCAGCUUGCAGUGGCAGAAUCCAUUGGAGAGCAAUUGAAAUGUAGGUUUUACUCUGUUGCUCAAGGUGAAUUUGGGCUGGUAGAGUGAAACCAUUUUCUAGGUAAAUGAACAUGUGGACUGUACUAUGGUUAACAUGUGUGGACAAUUUGUUUUUAUUUAAAUAUCAUUGUAACAUUUAUAGUGUGAUCGUUUGUACAAUAUUUUCCCAUUUUUAGGUGCUUGGAUGACACGGUCCCAGUUAGUAGAUGUAGAACCAGGAAGUGCAGUAAUGAUAUAUUUUCAUGUAUACAAAUUUGUAACAGAUAAAGGAUUAAAAAUUUCUCAUUUUUACUAUUGUUCA